This is a messenger RNA of Branchiostoma belcheri (Belcher's lancelet), 1285 nucleotides long. RefSeq names its product thioredoxin-like. The coding region runs from base 79 to 396 and encodes 105 amino acids. NCBI's taxonomy places the organism in Eukaryota, Metazoa, Chordata, Leptocardii, Amphioxiformes, Branchiostomatidae. The transcript is spliced from 5 exons. The record is from RefSeq and is a predicted model, not a curated record.
UCACGCUGGGUGUACUUUGGCCUUACGUGUCUCACAGUGCAGUUGUCUUUCUCCGUGUGCAGUGCCGAGUCAGUGCAAAUGAUUGAAAGCAAGGAAGCAUUUCAUUACUUUGUGGAACUGAACAAGGACAAGCUUGUUGUAGUGUUCUUCACUGCGACUUGGUGUGGUCCAUGCAAGAUGAUUGCACCGAAGGUUGAGGAGAUGGCUGCUGAGUUUCCUCGGGUAGUCUGUGGUACAGUGGACAUCGAUGUAGCUGACGACGUUGCAGCGGAGUGGAAAGUCAGCUGUAUGCCAACCUUCUUUUUCAUCAAAAAUGGCGACAAGGUUGAACAGAUGGUGGGUGCCGAUGCGGACAAGUUACGGGGGUUGAUGUAUAAGCAUCAACGCCCGUGGUGAACGGCAUUUUAUAUUUACAUUUCAUUAGCAUAUUUGACCAGCGUAUUUGCAGACUGAACUUUAAUUGAUAUUCAAGAAUUCAGCUGAUAUAUGCAGGAUUGCUUAUACAUGUGUUUUGGCUUAUACAUGUGUUUUGUUCCAUAUUGAAAAUAUACUGGUCAUACUUGUACAAGUUCCAAUAGCGAACAAAACGCAGUUCCAUGGAUCAAAACUAAACAUAUUUCAUAUCUAGACUAUCAACGUAGAUUAUUAACAGUACAAACUUCCAUUCUGUAACUUUUCGCUAUUGUUAUUCAUGUAAUGUAAACUAAUGGCCCGUAUAGCAGGUUGUGAAUUAUUAUGUAAUGUACCAUUUCGACUUAGUUUGCCAUGUAGUUUUCGUGCAAUUAAGCUUGAUGUGUGUUGGUUGAUGUGUUGCCUUUCGAAUAUCUGUGUAGCUCUUUGCUAUAGUUUUUUUUGUAAUGUAGCCGAUGUAUGCAUCGACCCGCGCAGCUAGUUGCGAAUUGUCAUUUUCCGUAAUAUUCCGACCAAGGUUGCCAAUGCACAGGAAUAAAAUUUGGUAGCUUGUAGUACGUAUAUUGGCUUCCUUUUAUCUUUAAUAACGUGUAUCAUGUCAUGGAGGUAAUUACCUGACUAGUUUAUUUUUUUCACGAACGCAAAAUUAUAUAAAGUUGCAAUAUUCCAGAGAGGGUAUAAACUGUGUGCAAGUCUCUUUAAAAGUUCCCGGCCUGGAUGUAAAUUUAAUCAUUUGUUCCAAACGCCGCGGUUUAACCACGAAAAGUCACCUCUUAAGUAACAAAUCCUUUAGUUAUCCUCUAUGGAAACUAACAAGGCUUGGUAUAAGUCCCCCUAGCAUCGUUAAUGGCAUACGUGUAUGCACCAGAGGUAC